This is a messenger RNA of Thalassophryne amazonica, 2710 nucleotides long. Its product is annotated as ubiquitin-associated and SH3 domain-containing protein B-like. The coding region runs from base 71 to 1987 and encodes 638 amino acids. NCBI's taxonomy places the organism in Eukaryota, Metazoa, Chordata, Actinopteri, Batrachoidiformes, Batrachoididae. Gene Ontology annotation, molecular function: protein binding. The transcript is spliced from 15 exons. The record is from RefSeq and is a predicted model, not a curated record.
GUCUCUCCGCGCGUGCGGACCCGGUGGCUCGAGCUCAUGGACUAGUCGUCGGACUGAGACCGGGCGGAGCAUGGCUGCCAAAGAGGACCUCUACAGUAAAAUCCUGCCUCGGAGGCUGAGACAGAACCGCUCUGGCACGGUGAAAUGCGGCUCCAGUCUGGACGUUCUGUUGUCCAUGGGCUUCCCCAGACCGAGGGCACUGAAAGCUCUGGUAUCAACAGGAGGACGCAGUGUCCAAGCAGCAUGUGACUGGUUGUUUUCCCACAUUGACGACCCAUUUCUGGAUGACCCCCUGCCCAGGGAAUUUGUGCUCUACCUGCGACCCAGUGGACCACUGCAGAACCAGCUAUCCCACUUCUGGCAACAGAGUCGGGUCACGUGUGGCAAAAACAAAGCUCACAAUAUCUUUCCCCACAUCACCCUCUGCCAGUUCUUCAUGUGUGCAGACCAUAAAGUAGAGUCUCUAUGUGAGGCUCUCCAAACCACUGUAAUGCAGUGGAAGGGACGAUUUCCCAGCCCGCUGCCCCUGGAGCUCUACACUUCAUCUAACUUCAUUGGGUUAUUCGUGGAGGAGCAGGUUGCUGAUGUCCUCAAGCAGUUUGCGGCUGAUUUUGCCACAGAGGCCACCAGGAAGGCAGAGGUUCACGUGGAGCCUCAUAGGAAGCAGCUCCAUGUUACUCUGGCCUAUAACUUUCCCACCAAUCACCUCCCAUCGCUGGAGAAACUCGCCAAAGGCAUUGAAGUCAAGUUGGGUUGUGAUUGGCUGGCUGUCCUGUUCUCACGGGACAUUCGUUUUGCCAACCAUGAGACGCUGCGGGUGGUGUAUCCCUACACACCACAGAAUGACGAUGAGCUGGAGCUGGUUCCUGGGGAUUUUGUCUUCAUGUCACAAGUGGACCAGAGUAGUUCCAGUGAGGGCUGGGUGUAUGGGACCUCGCUGGCUACUGGACUCUCAGGCCUGCUCCCUGAGAACUAUGUCAGCUUGGCAGAUGAAUCAGACACCUGGGUAUUUCAUGGAUCCCAUUCAUUCUUCAGCUGUGGCCCUUCUGACAAAUCCAGCAGGGACAGAGGGAUGUUUGAUGGACUACUGGACAGUCGGAGUCCUGGAGACACGCCCGCUUUAAGUCUGAUUUGUCAUCCAAUGCAGCAGGUCCUGCGGAUCAGCGGUACUCACUCUCGGCAGCCUAAGCGGACUCUUUUUGUCUGUCGGCAUGGUGAGAGGAUGGAUGUGGUCUUUGGUAAACACUGGCUCUCCCUCUGUUCAGACGGAAAAGGUAAAUAUGUGCGGUCCAAUUUAAACAUGCCUCCCAGCUUGCCGCUGUGGGGAGGACAAAGAGAUUAUGACAUGGAUGCUCCCAUCACUGUGUUUGGAGCCACACAAGCUCGGCUUGUAGGUGAGGCGCUACUAGAGAGCAACACAAUGAUAGACUUUCUGUACUGCUCUCCAUCUCUGCGGUGUAUUCAGACAGCACAGAACAUCCUGAAAGGUAUGCAGCAGGAAGGCAAGCUGAAGAUACGUGUGGAACCUGGUCUUUUUGAAUGGACCAAGUGGGUUUCUGGGAAUUCGUUACCUGCGUGGAUACCUCCCACUGAUCUGGCUACAGCUCACUUCAGUGUGGACACAACAUACAGACCUCUGAUCCCAGUGAGCAAGCUCACUGUGUCUGAAUCCUACGAGAACUACAUGAGCCGGAGCUACCAAGUAACCAAAGAUAUCCUGUCAGACUGUAAAAACACUGGAAACAAUGUUCUGAUUGUAGCCCACGCUUCUUCCUUAGAGGCCUGCACCCGCCAGCUGCAGGGUCGCAGCCCACAGAGCGCCAAGGACUUCAUCCAAGUAGUCCGAAAGAUCCCUUACCUGGGCUUCUGCUCCUCUGAGGAACAGGGAGACACGGGGGUGUGGCAGUUAGUGGACCCUCCCAUCCUCCCUCUCACACACGGACCAAACCACACCUUCGAAUGGAGGGAGACGCUGCUACAAGAAUGACGUCUGCCUGAGCCGACACACUCCACCUGAUCUGACUGUACUUCCACAGCGUGCAGUAACUGACCUUCUUUACACAGCUGGUGGAUGAGCAGCAGUGCAUGAAGGAUCUCAGAAGUCUGAAGUGCAGAAGCUAGUAAAUGAUUGGAUUGCGAUCCUGUGAGACUUGGUUCAGCAAUAAUGUAGGAAAUGUCUACACUCACAUUUGAUGAAGUAUUGGUUUUUGCAACAGCGGCGGGCAGUGAUGGCUGUGUGUUUAUGCCAGUGUGGGAAUAUUAUAAUGGAAUCAAGCAGCAUGGUUAAUAUUGUACUCCAUAUUAUUAGCUCUACAUGUAAUCAUCCCCGUCUCAGGACAUUUUGUGAAUUCAGCAUCGUGUAUGACACAGAAAGUGUGGUGUGUAUUGUUUAGAAAUGUUAUUUUUUGUAAGAAAACCACAGGUAGAGCAGUCAUCUAUGUUUUGGACUUUGCUUGGCAGAUACGUUCAGGUAAGAUGCCUCAGGAUCAAUCCCUCUUUUUUUUUUUUUUUUUUUUGACCUGAAACUUUUCAUAUUUCAAAUAUUUUAAGUUGCCAAGUCUUGAACAGAGUUUUACAUGGCUUUUCCUAUAUUUAUCAGACAUGCAGUGCUGCAAUAUCAAGAAAGCAAACAAGAGAAAGAAUUUCUGAUGCAUGAAUGGAUUAAUGCCAAUCCAUUAGAGUGCACAGCAGUCACCAAAGGUUGGUGUGG